UCUUUUCCUCCGCCUCCCUUCCCUUGGAAGAUCUCUAUGAUCUGAAGGGCCGUGCGCGCUGUUACGGAGGGAGUGGCGCCAGUCUCUGCGUGGUUUCCUUCUCCGGGCUCCGCCGUACUCUUCGCAGGCGGAGCGGUGCUUUCUUAAACGGAACCGGGAUGCCGUCAUAAGGUGACUAUGGAGAUCAAUGGCCUCCCGCUGGAGUUGUGGCGCCUGAUCUUGUCCUACUUGCGCCUUCCUGACCUGGGUCGCUGCAGCUUGGUGUGCAGAGCUUGGUAUGAACUCAUCCUCAGCCUAGACAACACCCGAUGGAGGCAGCUGUGCCUCGGCUGUAUCGAAUGCCGGCACCCAAACUGGCCCAACCAGCCUGACGUGGAGCCCUGGUCGUGGAGAGAAGCCUUCAAGCAGCAUUAUCUAGCUUCAAAAACUUGGACCAAGAACAGUCAAGACCUUGAAUCUUCCAACUGCUUCUACUUGUUCAGGAGGAAAAAGGACCGGCGCGUCCUUUCUGUCGGACCCGGCUGCGAGUUUGACAAUCUCCGGAGCGCCUUGCUUUCAGCAGGUGUUUAUGACAGAAUUGUACUGCUGCCUGGAGUGUAUGAAGAGCAGAGUGAAAUCUUCCUUAAGGCCCCAGUGGAAAUUAUGGGGAGAGGCAAACUUGGUGACGUGGCCCUCCUGGUGAGCUUUAACCAGCACUGUCCAACCAUGAGGUUAUGCAAUUUGGUAUUCAUGCCAGCCUGGUUCACUCCCAUCAUAUAUAAGACAACCUCGGGCCAUGUCCAGUUUGACAACUGCAACUUUGAGAAUGGUCAGCUGCAGAUCCACGCCCCGGGAACCUGCCAAGUUAAAUUCUGCACAUUCAACCAGUCCAGCAUCAAUUUCCACAGUGUGGCCAUCUCUCUCCUGAAAAACUGUGAGUUUGUUGGGAGCGAAAAUGCCUCCGUGAUGGUGGAAGGUUGCCCAUCUGUGGACAGGAACUGGGCCUGCAAGCACUUGACCAUGUUGGCCAAGUCCCGCUCUGUUUUACUACAGACAGCAGAGCCACCUCUUUGUAGCAUGUCAAAGCUGGAAAGCCAGGGACAUCUGCUAAUGAGGAGUGUAAGGACCUGUGAAAUUAUUGUAGGUGGAGACCCGAGUAACACGAUUCCUGCUUUGCAAACUCAAGUGAUGCCGAAGAAGGGCUGCGAGAAGGAGAGUGACAAUGCUGGGAAUCUUACCAUGGCCCACAAGGAGGAGGCUGUGACCAUGGAGACAGAUUCCAGCGACAGCGAACUGAGCAUGAGCAGUGAGAACGAGGAGGAUGACGAGUCGAUAUACAAAUUGCCUUAUCAGGCCCAUAGCCUGAGCCACAUGCUGGCCAAAGUGAUUCAUGGCAGGCCACAAACCAAUGGUUUAACGGCCCUUCAGAAUGACUAUGAGCUAAAAACUCUGCAGCAGGAGCUACAAAAAGACAAAGACACCCAAUCUCUUGCCAACGCCAUGCAAGGCUGCCUUGUUCAGAAGUGCCUCUUCAGGGACGGAAAGGGUGGAGUCUUUAUUUGCUCACAGGGGCAAGCUAGAGUGGAAGGGAGCAUCUUCCGGGACUUGACCUAUGCUGUGCGAUCCAUACAAAACAGUAAGGUCAUCAUGCUGAAGAAUGACAUUCACCAUUGCAAGACCUCAGGGAUAUUUCUGCGUCUUGGUGCGGGAGGCUUGAUUGCAGAAAACAACAUUCAUUCCAAUUGUGAAGCUGGUGUGGACAUUCGGAAAGGAGCCAACCCUCUGAUCCUGUGUAAUAGGAUCCACAGUGGCCUUCGCUCUGGCAUUGUUGUCCUUGGCAACGGAAAAGGCAUCAUCCGUAGCAAUCAAAUAUAUGGUAAUAAGGAGGCUGGCAUUUACAUUCUGUAUAAUGGCAACCCUCUGGUGAGUGGAAACCAUAUUUUCCAAGGUCUUGCUGCUGGCAUAGCUGUGAAUGAGAAUGGAAGAGGCCAAAUAACAGAAAACGUCAUCCGGGAGAACCAGUGGGGAGGCACUGAUAUCCGUCGUGGAGGUGACCCUGUCCUCAGAAGUAACCUAAUCUGCUGUGGCUAUUCAGAUGGAGUGGUUGUUGGGGAACGUGGGAAAGGACUCAUAGAAGGAAACACCAUUUAUGGUAACAAAGGCUGUGGCAUCUGGAUAAUGUCAUCCAGUCUCCCCCAUAUCACAAAUAACCAAAUUGGGCACAAUAGCAUCUACGGGAUUGCAGUGUUUUGCCGCAAGGAUGAUGCCAAUGACUAUCUUGCCAACCAAGGGGGCAACGAGAACUUCAACGAUGAAGGAGAAGCUGCCAACUGGGAGAACGAGCUGGAGAGUGAGGACGAACGCUUGACUUCCCGGAGGCCCAUCAGUGUAGCUCUUGUGGAGUCAAACAACAUCAACCACAAUGGAGCUGCUGGUUUGUACAUCAAGAGCAGCGAAGCCCUGAACAUAAUAGGAAAUGCCAUCCACGCCAACCACGACUGUGGGGUUGCCGUGUUUCAGAGCUCACAGCUCACGAGAAUAGCAAACAACAGCAUCUCUUGCAACAGCCUCGGUGGUGUCCUAGUGGAAGCAGAGUGCAGGGUGGACCUACGCGGCAAUGGCAUUUAUGACAACAGCAGCCACGGUGUUGCCUGCAAGGGUGACGGGAUCGUCACUGAGAACGACAUUUUAGGAAACCAGGGCUGCGGCCUCAAGUUGUUCCAGACGUCUGACAUGAAGGUAACCAAGAACAGAAUCCACUCCUUUCGAGGUUAUGGGAUUGAGAUGCUUGAUCAGACCAAGGCCUUGGUGCAAGACAACCUGAUUUUUCAAGGGAAGUCCAAAAAGAGCAUUUUGCAGCAGGUUUCCAGCGUGGAAGGCUGUAUCAUUCAGAAUAAUAAGCUCCUGGCGUUCAAAAAAAGGUCUGAUGUUGCCUGGACCCUGGAGAACCCCCCAGCACGGCCUCAUAUUGAAGGAGCCUCCCGAGGCGUGUCAACAGCUGGGAAUAGUCAAAAAGUCUCCAAUAUGACAGCCAGGAUCGCUGCUAGAGUGGAUAGCGGCUGCCAUAACAAUGGGAGCAUCUUUUGCACAAUUGUGUGAUCCUUCUGCAUUUUCCUUGGCCUUUUCUUCAGUUCAGAGACUGAACUAGAAGUUUGCCCUAUGGGUGCUCAUUGCGAGAGUGAAUGAGCUUACAUUCAGUUCCUUUUUAUUUAACCUACCAGCACACUAGCCACAAAACGUAGGGAUGGAAAUGUGGUCACAGCAGGCUACAUUCCUCCCCAGCUGGCUUUGGUCCAUUCUUAGUUCCUUGGGACAGUUGCCUCUGCUGCCUCAUCUGCACCCUUACCUCAGGCGCCAGCCACCUCCUCUGGUCCCUUUCAGUCCUCUUCAGCUGUAGCCCAUCCCUGGGGCGAGGUUACUAAGGGAGAAAAGCAGUGCCUUUGUGACAUCAGCAGCCACUAGACCAACCUUUGCUCUUGUCUAAGACCUCUUUGCCCCUUUCCUUAGUUAUGCUGGUUGUUCAGAAUUUGUUCUGGGUUGCGGGAGGGGAUUGGUCUAAAUGGCUGCUGAUGUCACAAAGCGAGGGAAAUCAGCAUUUUCCCUAUAUACAGUUUUUAAGGGGGGGAGGAGCAGUUGCAGGGUGGGCUGCUGGGCCCUCUUCUAGGUGAAAGGUUGAAAGCUUCCCACGUACAUUCUGUUAUCUUCCCCUCCAUCUGUUUUCAGUUGGUUUCUCUCCUGCCCAUAAAAGCAAAGUGACGGGGGUGAGUAGAUAAACAGGAGUGGCUCCAUCGUAGAGGAUUUUCUCCCGUUUGACAAAUAUCACCAGCUAAUUAUUUAAUAUGUUUUUCCCCCUUUCUUUCUUAAAACUAUUGUUAGUGAUUGCCAAAAGGCUAGUUGGUCUGGAUGCCAAUGUAAUGCUGAAUGCCUAGCCCUAGUAUUGGUCUCUUUAGUAGACAGUGAAAGAACCUUGUAGCUUGAAAUCAAUCCCUGUUUCCUCCCAUGGAUGGCAGUUUUGUUUUCUUCUGUGCUGAGAAGUAGCCCAGUUUAUAGUCAUAGUGUCCAGGACAUGGCAAACAGAAGCCAGAGCUUAAUUGUAAAUUGGAAUAUGUUGACUCUUCAAAAAGGCAAACAGAUACACUUGGAGUCCUUCAGGACCAUUGUGCGAAGUUUCAGCAAAAGAACAUAGUGUCUCUUGUACUCUGCAAAUCAUUUCUUACAGGAAGAACAUGUAACUUACUCUGUCCAGCAGGAUCAAAAAUGGGUGCUGUUGGCUUUUAAAAUGUACAAAAUGGACUUCUAGAGAUCUGGCAAUUAUUUGUAGGCUGGGGUAGCUCAGAACCUGAAACUAAUUUAAGCAGGAGGACCAAAUAGAGAGUCUGAAGAGUUUGCACAUUGUGCCUUUGAAAAUUAUCUCACUUUAUCCCUCUACAAGAGAAAAUGGAUCUCUACAUUUCUGGGCAAAAGGUAUUCAUGAAACCCCUUGGCCUAAAUAAUGGGACGAUUGCCUCUUUUAUAAAGAAACAAACUGAAGCUGGUUGUUGGUAAAUAAAACGGAAAAAUA
Molecule: messenger RNA, 4540 nt
Organism: Rhineura floridana
Lineage: Eukaryota; Metazoa; Chordata; Lepidosauria; Squamata; Rhineuridae
Gene: FBXO10
Product: F-box protein 10
Exons: 11
Coding region: 178-3078 (966 amino acids)
Biological process (GO): protein ubiquitination; regulation of apoptotic process; ubiquitin-dependent protein catabolic process
Molecular function (GO): protein binding
Source: RefSeq, a predicted model, not a curated record